This is a messenger RNA of Contarinia nasturtii (swede midge), 1998 nucleotides long. Its product is annotated as pre-mRNA-splicing factor ATP-dependent RNA helicase DEAH1-like. The transcript has 4 exons. Gene Ontology annotation, cellular component: intracellular anatomical structure. Gene Ontology annotation, molecular function: RNA binding. The coding region runs from base 1 to 1998 and encodes 665 amino acids. NCBI's taxonomy places the organism in Eukaryota, Metazoa, Arthropoda, Insecta, Diptera, Cecidomyiidae. The record is from RefSeq and is a predicted model, not a curated record.
AUGACGAUGAUAGACAUGCUUGAUGAUACAGUUGAAGAUAAAAAAAACGAAAAAUUCCCGGCCUACUAUAAAUUUGUUACCAAUAUAGAUUUAGUUGGAAAAAUUGUAAAUAACAUUGAAAAUGAUACGCUACCGGUUGAUAAUUUUGAAGAUAUUGAUAAUUUUACCAUUUCAUUGCCACAAUACAUAACCGGACAAAAAUAUCCGCCACCAAGGCCAAAACAUCAAAUAAUUCCGGAUAAUUUCACGCAAGAGAAAUUGUCAGAAAUUUCAAAAAUACAUUACCCGGAAAUUAAAUUAGUUGUUAUGUCGGCAACACUAAAUACCGAAAAAUUUCAUUCAUACUUCAUAAAAUAUGGCUACACGCCAAAUAUUAUUAAUAUUCCCGGUCAAGCUCAAAAAUUGACAAUACAAUAUGCAUCGCCAUCAUCAUCUCAUCAAAACAAUAAUGAUGAAGAUUCUUCUACAAACGAACAAGAAGACAUUCUCAUAUUUUUACCGGGCAUGGAUGAAAUAAAUAUGCGCGAAGAACAUAUUAAGGCACACAAGCUAAGUAAAAACUAUUCUUUAGAAAUCCGGCGUUUGCAUCGUAAACUUUGUAAUGGAAGAAAAGAUGUAAACGAAAUUACUUCGAUCUUUAAAAACCGGCUAAUUUAUUUAUCAACAAAUAUCGCAGAGACGUCAAUUACUCUGCCAAAUUUAAAGUUUGUCAUAGACAGUGGAUACGAAAAAUCCAUAAAAUAUAUUCCGGAGAUUGAUGCAAUUAGCGUUCAAUUAAACAUGAUUACACAAAGCUCGGCCAAUCAGCGAGCUGGCCGUGCUAGUAGAGUAUCAGAUGGUCUAGUGUAUCGUGCAUAUACCGAAGAACGGUAUAAUGCUAUGUGCGAACAUAAGAUCCCGGGAAAUCAAAGUUUGUUAUCUUACUGCCUCAAAGUCAUGGACUUUACCAAGAAGCCGGUUAAUUUUAUAAGCAAUUUAAUAAACCCACCAAAUGCCAACGAAAUUUAUAUGGCAAUAAAACAACUGCACUUGUUGCGAGCGGUGAAUUACACAGAAUCAGAUCAGGAACCUACUCUCACACGUUUGGGUAGAAAAAUAAUUGACAUAAAUGCUGAAGUCCCGGUUGUAAUUUCAUUAAUCUAUGGCAUUGCAUUUAAAUGUAUAGAUCCGGUUAUGUAUAUACUAAGCGCACAAAAUGAUUCUUGUAUUUACCAAGAAACCGGUCGAUCGAAAGAAUCGAGAAAAAUUGAAACCUCCAAACAAAUAGCCGGAUUUUUAAACAAUAAAAAUGGUAAAGGUGAAUCAGAUCAUUUCAUUGAUUUGACCAUCUUUCAACAUUGCCUAAAGUACAAUAUAGCCAAAGUCCAUGAACAAAUGCAAAUAAAUUCGGAUCUUUUGAAUAAAAAUCGAUCAUUCUAUGAUGAUCUAAAAAAGUUUCUCAAAUUUCAUUUCUCAAAUGUAAUUGAUAAGGAUAUAAAUAAAAACGCAAAUAACCCGGAUUUAAUUAGAUUUUGCAUUGCGGCCGGUCUACGACAUAAAAUUGCAUACAGAGACGAAAAUGAUGGGAAAUGGUUUGAUUACAAAACCAAUCAAAAACUUAAAAUUAAUUUAAAGUCUUCUGUUCAAGAAAAUACCGAAAUACCAACUAGCAAAAUUUACGAAGUGACUAUUGCCAUUCAUGAUAUUUGGCAUAUGGGAGAAAAACCAUUAAAUGCCGAAUUCAAAGAUAUAAUCCGGGAUAUUUUCAGUGAGUUUGAAAUCAUACACACGUAUGUACAAACUCUGGAGCCACACCAAGGCUAUAUAGUUGUGCCAAGCACAACAAAUGUCAAUAAAAUUUUUGAAUUAGAUACACUACCCGGCAAAAAUGAAAACAAAUUAACACUUGGAUUUGGCUAUUGUAGAAAUGUUAAUUUUAUGAAUUCCCAAAAUCCGAAAUUUUGGAAUGAACAAUUGUUUGCCAGACAUUAUCCGGAAAUUUCUUUACCAACCAAAUGA